GAGGCGCAGCUAACGCAACCGGCGUCAGCCUUCCAGCUCCAAGCUCAGCGCGGGUAAAGUUGAGCACAUGAAGAAUGCGCCUGGAAUCCGCCAACUGGAGUGAAUGCCUUUGCUCCAACGUCGCUUCGCCUCCGCUUUCUUCGUGGAAAGAAGAGGCUUGUGGGUAAAGGAGGCCGACUGCAUAUUGAUGUCACACGACACGGGUUGGAGGAGGCAGAGCAUACAGCGGCUGACAUCACGUAGAUACAAAUUGCACUGAAAAGUUGGGAGGAAAAAGGAGCGCAGGAGAGGUCGGGCUUUUUUGGUACAUAGGCGCAUCCACCAGCAGCGGAAAAUAAUCUGUCUCUUUUUUAUUGUUUUUAGGAGCUCGCGCACUUAUCGCUUUUUUUCUCUCCGUCAUUGUCCCUUCCGUAUUCCCUUCUGUAUGUUUAUAUUUUUACUUUAAAAGGAAGCAGAAUGGGAUUUGCCAUGCGCAUCAGAAAGGAAGAAAUUUGAAAAUUGACUGCACAGGCUCAAAGUUCCAGUCCACCCAAAGUCGGAAAACGAAGUAAACGCCCAGUCGCCCGCGGGAGGGGUUGGGAAAGAAAACAAAACAACAAAAAAGGAGAUCUAAUGAAAGCUUUGCUGCCGUGCCGGCGAAAACACUUUUGGGCAACUUUUCAAAAGAAGGGAAGGCAAAAGGGGAAAAUAUGUUAGAGGAGCCGGCAUUAUCUGUGUGUGCCUUCAGGGGUUCCCCCUAGGCGCGGUGUGGAUCUUGGACGAUUUUUUCCAUCAGUUUGCCUUUUUUUUGAAUUCGUGUUUUUUCAACUAAUUGCCUGCACUUCCCAAGAACUUGUGCCUUUGCGCCUGAUUUUUUUUUUUCGGGCCUAGCGGCGCGGGAUAUAUGAUCGAAAGGAAGGCUUGAACCACCGAAUGAAUGCAAAGAGGCUUCCAUUUUUAGGAGAGCCCGGGGAUAGAUAAGUAGUGCUGUUGUAUAUGCCUAAGAAGAAAGGGACUCGAUAAAGGAAUUAAGUAAAAAUGUCCGCUGGGAUGGCGAGACAUACAGAAAACUCUCUGAGUAAACUGGAAGCCAUGAUCAAGGACCCCAAGUGUGCGGUCAACUUGCACAGUAUGUUGGAUGCCAUGAAUGCAUUGGUUUUAGAUUUGGAUUUUCCAGCCCUUAAAAAAAAUGCCAACAUAGAAAAUUUUCUCAACAGAUAUGAGAAGAUUAUAGCAAAGAUUCGAGAACUUCAGUUGAAAUCCGAGGACUAUGAAGCAGUGAAGGUGAUUGGGAGAGGUGCAUUUGGAGAAGUGCAGCUGGUGAGACAUAAAAUGUCACAGAAAGUUUAUGCAAUGAAACUUCUUAGCAAAUUUGAGAUGCUCAAGAGGUCAGAUUCAGCUUUCUUCUGGGAAGAACGAGAUAUUAUGGCUUUUGCUAAUAGUCCCUGGAUUGUACAGCUCUGUUGUGCCUUCCAAGAUGACCGGUUCCUUUAUAUGGUAAUGGAGUACAUGCCUGGAGGAGAUCUGGUGAAUCUUACGAGUACCUACGAUGUGCCUGAAAAAUGGGCCAAAUUUUAUACUGCUGAAGUUGUGUUAGCUCUUGAUGCUAUUCAUUCUAUGGGUUUCAUACACAGAGAUGUGAAGCCUGACAACAUGCUGCUUGAUAAAUAUGGACAUUUAAAGUUAGCAGAUUUUGGGACAUGCAUGAAAAUGGAUGAGACAGGGAUGGUGAGAUGUGAUACAGCUGUUGGAACCCCUGAUUACAUAUCGCCAGAAGUGCUAAAAUCGCAAGGUGGUGAUGGCUACUAUGGUCGAGAAUGUGACUGGUGGUCUGUGGGUGUCUUUAUUUUUGAAAUGCUUGUUGGUGAUACUCCAUUUUAUGCUGAUUCGUUGGUGGGGACAUACAGCAAGAUUAUGGAUCAUAAGAAUUCAUUAAGGUUUCCAGAUGAUGUGGACAUCUCUAAAAAUGCAAAGGACCUCAUCUGUGCUUUCCUAACAGAUAGGGAAGUGCGCCUUGGUAGAAAUGGAGUUCAGGAAAUUAAAUGCCAUCCUUUUUUCAAGAAUGACCAAUGGACAUUUGACACCAUACGGGAGACUGUAGCCCCUGUAGUUCCUGAAUUAAGUAGUGAUAUAGAUACCAGUAACUUUGAUGAAAUUGAAGAUGAUAAAGGGGAAGUUGAAACCUUUCCAAUCCCUAAAGCAUUUGUUGGGAACCAGUUGCCUUUUGUUGGAUUCACAUACUUCAGAGAAGAUCCGUUGCUUAGUGACUCAAAUGCAUCCCCUAUAGAAAAUGAAAAUGGAACAUCUAAUAAAGGGGAGUUUUCCCAAGUACAAAAGAAACUUCAUCAGUUAGAAGAACAACUUCAUAAUGAAAUGCAAGCCAAAGAUGAACUCGAGCAAAAGUACAGAAAUUCUAGUGGCCGGCUUGAAAAGAUUACAAAAGAGCUUGAUGAAGAGAUCAACUUAAGGAAAAACCUUGAAUCUAAUCUGAGGCAGAUGGAACGGGAAAAAGCACUAUUGCAGCAUAAAAAUGUAGAGUACCAAAGAAAGGCUGAGAGUGAAGCAGACAAGAAGCGCUGUCUGGAAAAUGAUGUUAACAGCUUAAAGGAUCAACUGGAAGAGUUAAAGAGAAGAAAUCAAAAUUCUCAAAUUUCAAAUGAAAAAAAUAUCCAGCUACAAAGACAACUAGAUGAAGCAAAUUCAUUGUUACGUGCGGAGUCAGAUACAUCAGCCAGGCUAAGAAAAACUCAAACAGAGAUGACAAAACAAAUCCAACAGCUGGAAUCUAAUAGUCGAGAGCUACAGGACAAAUAUUGUUUGUUGGAAAAUGGCAAGUUGAAACUUGAAAAGGAGUUUCUUAGUCUCCAGUCAGCAUUAGAAUCAGAAAAAAGGGACCGGAGCCAUGGAUCUGAAGUAAUCACUGAUUUGCAAGGACGAAUCUCUGGUUUAGAAGAAGAGCUUCGAAAUGUAAAAGCUUUGGUGUCCAAGGCAGAAAUGGAAAAGAGACAACUACAUGAAAAGCUGACUAACCUGGAAAAGGAAAAGAAUAAUAUUGAAAUAGAUAUGACAUUUAAAUUAAAAGUUCUGCAGCAAGCUAUUGAGCAAGAAGAAGCUGAACAUAAAGCUACUAAAGGUCGGUUAGCAGAUAAAAACAAAAUAUAUGAGUCUAUUGAAGAAACAAAAUCAGAAGCCAUGAAAGAGAUGGAAAGAAAGCUUCAAGAAGAAAGAACCUCAAAAAUGAAAGUGGAAAACAAUCUUUUGGAAGUUGAGAAACGGUGUUCCAUUUUGGACUGUGAUUUUAAACAAUUGCAGCAGAAAUAUGAUGAGGCACAUCGCUUGAAAGAGAAGCUGUCAGAGGAGGUUAAGAACCUUUCUUUGAAGAUAGAACAAGAAACUCAGAAGCGCAGUUUAACUCAAAAUGACCUAAAGAUGCAAACUCAGCAAGUCAAUGCGCUGAAAAUGUCAGAGAAACAGUUGAAACAAGAGAUAAAUCACCUUUUGGAGAUCAAAUUAACCCUGGACAAACAGAACAGUGAGCUUCGCAAGGAACGCCAGGAUGCAGAUGGUCAGAUGAAAGAACUUCAAGAUCAGUUAGAAGCUGAGCAGUACUUCUCGACUUUAUAUAAAACUCAGGUUAGAGAACUGAAAGAAGAAUGUGAAGAAAAAAACAAGAUUUGCAAAGAAAUGCAGCAGAAGGUUCAAGAACUCCAAGAUGAAAGGGAUUCACUAGCAGCUCAACUUGAAAUAACUCUGACUAAGGCAGAUUCUGAACAGUUGGCACGUUCCAUAGCUGAAGAACAGUACUCUGACUUGGAGAAGGAGAAGAUAAUGAAAGAGCUUGAAAUUAAAGAGAUGAUGGCCAGGCACAAACAAGAACUAGCAGAAAAGGAUGCUACAAUUGGAUCGCUAGAGGAGGCAAAUCGGACCUUAACCAGUGAUGUUGCAAAUCUGGCUAAUGAAAAGGAAGAGUUCAACAACAGAUUAAAAGAAGUUCAAGAUCAAUUGCAGAAGAUGAUGGAAAGUGAGCAGUCACUUGGAAUAGUUAAACUUCAGUUUGAGAAACAAUUACAAUCUGAACGAACACUAAAGACACAGGCAGUGAACAAGCUGGCGGAGAUUAUGAACCGCAGAGAAGUCCGUGGAAGUGGAAGUAGGCGCGGAAAUGAUACAGAUGUGCGCCGAAAAGAAAAGGAGAACAGGAAACUUCAGCUCGAGCUUCGUUCUGAGAAGGAGAAACUUAACAGCAUGAUGAUUAAAUACCAGAAAGAAAUUAAUGAGAUGCAAGCACAAAUAGCAGAUGAAAGCCAGAUUCGCAUUGAGUUGCAGAUGGCAUUGGACAGCAAAGACAGUGACAUAGAACAGCUGCGUAAUCAACUUAUAUCCAUAAAUGUCCACAGUUCAGAUACAACAAGCAUUGGCAGUGGACCAGAUUUUGAUGUCGAUGAUACCUAUCCAGUUCGUAUUACUCAUUCUCAUACAUCGGAAUCCUUGUCUUUCACCUACAAACGAUCAUCUACUUCUGUCAGUAUUGAUACUAAGCCCUCCCAGUCCUGUAUGAUUUUUGACUCUGAUUCUGAUCUAGAGGAAGCAAGUGUGAGUGAACCUGAGCCACUCAAAUAUGAAUCUUCAGAGUGUGACAAUCCAGAGUCAAGAUUGGAAGGAUGGCUAUCGCUGCCUUUUAGAAACAAUACUAAAAAGUUUGGAUGGGAGAAGAAGUACGUUGUUGUGAGUAGUAAGAAGAUUCUUUUCUACAACAGUGAACAAGACAGAGAACAGUCUAAUCCUUAUAUGGUCUUGGAUAUUGACAAACUGUUCCAUGUGAGAUCAGUAACACAAACUGAUGUGUAUAGAGCCGAUGCUAAAGAUAUCCCAAGGAUAUUUCAGAUAUUAUAUGCUAAUGAAGGGGAGAGCAAAAAAGAUCAAGAAUUUCCUGUAGAACCACUACCUAUUGGAGAAAAAUCCAGUUAUAUUUGCCACAAAGGACAUGAGUUCAUUCCAACACUGUACCACUUCCCUACAAAUUGUGAAGCUUGCACAAAACCAUUGUGGAAUAUGUUUAAACCCCCACCAGCCUUGGAAUGUCGUCGUUGUCACAUCAAGUGUCACAAAGAUCAUAUGGAUAAAAAAGAGGAAGUCAUUGCACCUUGUCGAGUAAACUACGACAUUUCUACAGCAAAGAACCUUUUGCUAUUAGCAAAUUCACAAGAAGAACAGCAGAAGUGGGUUAGCCGUCUUAUAAAAAAGAUUCCAAAGAAACCACCUGCACCAGAUCCAUUUGCCAGGUCCUCUCCGAGAGCUUCCAUGAAGGUACAACCAAAUCAAUCCAUUCGGCGACCAAGUCGACAGCAUCCACAAAGUAAACCAAGAUUGCUUGAUUUGGCCUUUAAAGAUUGGGAUUUGUCAUUUGAUGAUGUUGAUGAUGACGAUAUUUUUGAUUUCUGAAGAAGUUUUAAGAAGGUUAACUGCCUUGUAUGGGAUUGCAGUCACGCUUCAAGGUGAUGGGUCUCUUCCUAACAUUUAAAAGACUGAUAUAUGACAUAUCCUCCAAUGCACAAACCCAGAAAAUCUAUCAAUAUGCAUUUAAAUAUCACUGGUUUACAGCAUAUGGCAUAAGUGAAUUAAUAAAUACUAAUCCUGGGUCAGUACCUACAGCUUUUGGGCAUCUAACUGAAAUAUCGUUUGCACUGAGUGUGUCUUACAUCUGUGCACUUUUCUUUUGUCAAAGGUAUCUUUCCAAAUUGGUUAGUGUACCUCAUUCAGGCUUACAAAGUGAAAUGCUGCAAAGAGGUUUUGGAAAGAGAGAGCACUCAAGAAACUGUUGGAAUAGAACAUUCAAAGGAAGUUAAAAUUGUAUUGCACACUUAAAAUAUUAUUUUUCAAAUAUUAAUACUAGAAGAAGAGAGAGAAAAGUAAAUAGUGAAUACAACACCAGUAUGUUAAUAACCUGUUUUUACCAAUGCAGCUGUGCACCUGUAAAAUGCCAUAGUAAGUGGUUCACACAAGCAUAAAUAUUUUAUAAAUAUCAAAGGCCGCAAGUGAAUGUUGGGCAGCUACAUGUGUGACAAAUAUUCAAAAGAUGAUUAUGAAGAAAAACACGUGUAUCAUUUCUUUUCACAUCAACACAUUGCUAAACACCUACUUCAGUGUUUUCCUGUUCCUUGAAAGUGACAUUUACUUCUUGGAUAAAUGUUCAUUUAAAAUAGUGCACUAUAUUUAUGCAUUAGUAUUAUGUUGAUGUAUUCCUGUGUUUUGAAUGUAUACAACUACAUACCUUUAAAAAGGAUUGGAAAUACUAAUUGAACUAUGUAAUGUAAGAAGGAACAUGUACAAUAUUUCUUAUCUAAAUUAUAAUAUAAAUGAGUGACUUUAUUAUCCAACCAAGUCUUUUAAACUCUAUUGUGUAGAGUCUUCAUUGCCAUCACAAAGUGCUGACAUUUUGUAUUUGCCUUUAUGUAUUCUAGAUGUGUUUUAUUAUUCCUACAAAUUCUUGACUCUUUAUUUUUACUAAAACUUCACAGCACAUAUGUAAAACUUCUAAAUCCUUAAAUAUUUAUGAGUCAUACUGUAGAAUUGUUUUUAUUUUUUCUAUGAGGUCCUCUAUAAAUGAAAAACUAUAGAUACUAUAGUUUCUUGUGUCGACUGGCAAAUAUGGGAAGAUGCCUUAAAACUGGCAUUUAAGUGGGGUGUGUGUAUGUACUGCAUAUGAAUACAUACAUAUAUGUGUGUAUACUUAUACAUUCAUACAUACAUACACACAUUUUUAUAUAAAUAUAUAUAAUGUAUAUAUAAAAAUACACACACUUUAAAGUGCACACAUAAGUGCAAUGUGUGUCAUGGUGCAAAAAUAUGUAAUUUAUAUCUGUUUGUUCACUUAAUAUUUAAAAGUGCUAUUCAAAAAGUGCAUGUUUUAUACAGACUACAGUAUGUUAAAUUGUAAAGCAUUCAAUAAUAAAAUGAUGUAACCUUC
This is a messenger RNA of Erpetoichthys calabaricus (reedfish), 6946 nucleotides long. It is a transcript of the gene rock2a, whose product is annotated as rho-associated, coiled-coil containing protein kinase 2a. Gene Ontology annotation, molecular function: Rho-dependent protein serine/threonine kinase activity; small GTPase binding; ATP binding. Gene Ontology annotation, cellular component: cytoplasm; centrosome; cytoskeleton. Lineage: Eukaryota; Metazoa; Chordata; Cladistia; Polypteriformes; Polypteridae. The record is from RefSeq and is a predicted model, not a curated record. Gene Ontology annotation, biological process: positive regulation of centrosome duplication; smooth muscle contraction; regulation of actin cytoskeleton organization. The transcript has 34 exons. Bases 1018 to 5421 code for a protein of 1467 amino acids.